AUGCUCGCCAGAGCUGCGCCCAAGCCGGGUGCCUUGCGGGGAUGUCUCCUCAGCCGCCGCGGGGCUGGGGGGGCUGCCACCCCCAUCCUGCCGACUCCACGACCCUUCAACCAGUUGCCCGGUGACUGGCGAACUGGCUGGCUCAACCUGUACCGCUUCUGGCAAGAGGGUGGCUUCCACAACGUCCAUCACAUCAUGGCUCGCAAGUUCCAGCAGUUUGGACCCAUUUACAGGGAGAAGCUGGGUGUCUACGAGAGCGUGAACAUCAUCAGCCCCCGGGACGCUGCCACCCUCUUCCAGGCUGAGGGGACACUGCCGGAGCGUUUCAGCGUCCCCCCCUGGGUGGCUUACCGUGACUUCCGCAACAAGCCCUAUGGUGUGCUCCUCAAGAAGGGGGAGGCCUGGCGCUCGGACCGCCUGAUGCUGAACAAGGAGGUGCUGUCGCCGCAGGUGGUGGAGGGUUUUGUGCCCCUGCUGAGCGAGGUGGGCGAGGAUUUCAUCCGGCGGGCACAAGCCCAGGUGAGGCAGAGUGGCCGGGACCGCUGGACGGCCGACUUCACCCAUGAGCUCUUCCGCUUCGCCCUGGAAUCGGUGUGCCACGUGCUGUACGGAGAGCGGCUGGGGCUGCUGCAGGACUUCGUGGACCCUGAGGCACAGCGCUUUAUCGACGCCGUGACCCUCAUGUUCCAUACCACCUCACCCAUGCUCUACCUGCCGCCCGCCCUCCUCCGCCACCUCAACACCAAGACGUGGAAGGACCAUGUCUGGGCCUGGGAUGCCAUCUUCUCCCAGGCUGACAAAUGUAUUCAAAACGUCUACCGGGACCUGCGGCUGCAACGCAAGAGCACCAAGGAGUACAUGGGCAUCCUCUGCAGCCUCAUCAUGCAGGACAAGCUUCCCUUGGAUGACAUCAAGGCCAGCGUCACUGAGAUGAUGGCAGGCGGUGUGGACACGACCUCUAUGACUCUGCAGUGGGCUAUGUUUGAGCUGGCACGGUCCCCGGGGGUCCAGGAGCAGCUGCGGGCAGAGGUCCUGGCGGCCAAGCGAGAAGCAGCGGGGGACAGGGUGAAGAUGCUGAAAACCAUCCGGUUGCUCAAAGCUGCCAUCAAGGAGACGCUCAGGCUGCACCCUGUGGCGGUCACCCUGCAGAGGUACACCAUGCAAGAGGUCAUCCUCCAGGAUUACCGCAUCCCGCCCAAGACACUAGUGCAGGUGGGUCUCUAUGCCAUGGGCCGGGACGCUGAGGUCUUCCCCAAACCGGAGCAGUUCAGCCCUCAGCGCUGGCUGGCAGCUGGCCCCAAGCACUUCAAGGGGUUGGGUUUCGGUUUUGGACCCCGCCAGUGCCUGGGACGUCGAAUCGCUGAGUUGGAGAUGCAGCUUUUCCUCAUGCAUAUCCUGGAGAACUUUAAGAUCGAAACCAUGAGAGCAGUGGAAGUUGGGACCAAGUUUGAUCUCAUCCUGGUGCCGGACAAACCCAUCUACCUGACCUUAUGGCCUCUGGAGUGCCAGGCGUGA
Mesitornis unicolor (brown roatelo) is the source of this 1515-nucleotide messenger RNA. RefSeq names its product cholesterol side-chain cleavage enzyme, mitochondrial. Gene Ontology annotation, biological process: cortisol metabolic process; cholesterol metabolic process; glucocorticoid biosynthetic process. The transcript has 9 exons. Bases 1 to 1515 code for a protein of 504 amino acids. The record is from RefSeq and is a predicted model, not a curated record. Lineage: Eukaryota; Metazoa; Chordata; Aves; Mesitornithiformes; Mesitornithidae. Gene Ontology annotation, cellular component: mitochondrial inner membrane. Gene Ontology annotation, molecular function: monooxygenase activity; oxidoreductase activity, acting on paired donors, with incorporation or reduction of molecular oxygen; iron ion binding.